AUGGGAGAUGACGACUAUGAUCAUUUCUACAAGGUGGUUUUAGUUGGCGAUGCCACGGUCGGCAAGACGCACUUGCUCUCCAGGUAUGUCAAGAGCAAGCUUCCCAAGGCUCCCACUGCCACCGUCGGGGUGGAGUUUGCUACGAGGAUAGUGAAGCUCUCAAACGGAAGCAAAGUCAAAGCGCAGAUUUGGGAUACUGCUGGCCAGGAGAGGUACAGAGCUAUUACAAGUACCCACUACCGGCGGGCAGUCGGUGCCCUCCUGUGCUAUGACGUCACCAAAGAGACGACCUUCAAAAACUGCGCAAAGUGGAUGGAGGAACUUCGGCAAAGCGCAGAGCCUGACAUUGUGAUCAUGCUCGUCGGAAACAAGGUAGACCUGGCGGACAAAGAUCCCUCCUCUAGACAGGUCUACUAUGAUGCUGCGCAGGAAUUCGCAACUCAGAACGGGCUGCUCUUCUUUGAGACCAGCGCGGUCACAGACAUCAAUGUGAAAGAAGGAUUCGAAACCCUGCUGCAGGAGAUCUAUGAUCAGGGAACUCGCACGAGCCAGGCAGACAACGGACUUCAGGACGGCUUGCGUAUCGGCGGCUUACCCGAGGGCGAAAAGCCCGUCGCGGGAUGCUGCACGUGA
Symbiodinium pilosum is the source of this 633-nucleotide messenger RNA. NCBI's taxonomy places the organism in Eukaryota, Dinophyceae, Suessiales, Symbiodiniaceae. The record is from the annotation of a GenBank genome assembly.